Molecule: messenger RNA, 612 nt
Organism: Eimeria mitis
Lineage: Eukaryota; Apicomplexa; Conoidasida; Eucoccidiorida; Eimeriidae
Product: SAG family member
Source: RefSeq, a predicted model, not a curated record
AUGAGAAAGCUUAGUUCAGUGCUGCUGGCCGCUGCCGUGCUGGGGGCAGCCCACAAGGUGGAGAGCGGCGACCCGAAUGAAAAAGGAUCGGCUGCCCCCGCCGACUGCCUUGCCGACUUCAAUGCCGCUCGAGAACGAGCAGGCCUCGAAGCCUUCAUUGCAGAGACGGACGCAACGAAGAAACUGCCGACAGGGGAAGAAAAAAAGCCGGAACCGCUCGCUCGUGGCCCUGUACAACCCCAACAAGGGCGCCACAGUGAUGUGUAUGCAGAAAGCCGGAACCGCUCGCUCGUGGCCCUGUACAACCCCAACAAGGGCGCCACAGUUGACUGUGCCUACAUCACUUGUCCAGUCUCCACCACGACCACCACUACCGUUGCUACCUCUGCAGGAUCAACUGAUAAGGAGGAAGAAGAUGAUGCAGACGGGAGCAAAGAGACCGUUAACGGCUUAGGCGGCGAACGAGAAACUGGGGGCCCAGCGAGCUCGGGAGAGCAGCCAAAGACCGGGCCGACAGUUCGGCGCCUCUCGACUCCGUCGGAGACGGUUACUGGCCUCGUUUGCCUCACUAAUCCUGCAGCACUUGAAAAUGAAAAAAAGCCUUUUUCGUAA